CACCGCGGUCGGUUGCAAGUGGGCCGGGUUGCGAGUGUGGCUACCUACUAUGUCUGGCGUUUUUUGAUACAACCUGAAUAACAGGCUGAAGAACCGAUCUCUCCCAUUCUAUGCAGCCUCACCGUUUUCAUUGGAAAAGUACAGAUUCAGCCAGCUAAAGAAAGCGGAGAAAAAAAUAGCACGCUAGCUAGCAAACUCGCUAGUUAGGCACUGUUUUUGCUUCGCUGUUUUACUCCAUCAAGAGGCGCCAGUUAGCUGGCUAGCUGUCUAGCUUGCUAGUUGGACGUUUCUUUUUGUUGCCGGGGCGAGCCUUCGAGCUGAUCGUCGUGCCAGUCUUAAAAUAUACACUCGAAGGAAGGAGACAUGUCGGGAUUUCUCGAAGAUCCGUCGGUCCUUACAAAGGAUAAGCUAAAGAGUGAGCUGUUGGCGAACAACGUGACUUUGCCGAGCGGCGACCAAAGGAAAGACGUCUAUGUGCAGCUUUACCUGAAGACUCUGACCGUGCAGAACAAGAAGAAAGCCCCUCCGGACACUUUCUCCAGCGACGAAGAGCUGCCUCCACCCGUGAUCACGAAUAAAAGUCGCUCAGGAAGGAAAGCCACGAGGAAGACGGACAAGCCCCGGGCGGAUGAAGUGGACGUAGCCGAUCUCUCCGACGAAGCGCUGAAGGAGCAGCUGCUGAAGUAUGGAGUCACAGUGGGACCCAUUGUGGCCUCUACCCGCAAACUGUACGAGAAGAAGCUGCAGAAGCUGUUGGAACAGGGGCCCCCAGAGGCCCUGCCCCCUCCAGCAGCCCCCUCGAAGAUUGACAGCAACCAGAACGGCAACACAGACUCCGACCAGUACAGUGACAAGGAGGAAGAGGAGAGAGCAGUACCAGAGCCAGAACCGGAACCAGAACCAGAACCAGAGCCCGAGCCAGUUCCUGUGGUGGAGAAGCCUGUCAGAAGCAGAGGGAAGACUCCAGUCAACCGCUCACGCAGACUGGACCAGAACCGAGUGGAGGAGAAGCUCAUGGCAGGUGAUCAGCCCUCCAAGGUAGAAGACAAGGACCUUCUGAAGGAGCUGUUCCCCAAUGAGCCCAACACUCCCACAGGCAUCAGCGCCACCUGCCGGCGGCCGAUCCGAGGCGCGGCGGGCCGCCCGCUGAGGGCGAGCGACUUCUGGGUGGACGAGUCACGCCUGCGUACGAGCGAGCGCAUCGAGAGCAGCUCCUCCUACAGCGAGAGCCGCACAGUGCUGCGGUCAGCCGCCCCCGUCGCCUCCGCCGCCGCCCCCAUCUCUUCCUCCUCAGCGGCGGUGGCGGCUCCCUCUGGUGGCCCGAAGCGGGCGCGGCGCUCCCUGCCCGUGUGGCUGCAGCUGCUGCUGCUCAGCGCCGUGGCCGGCUUCCUCUUCUUCGUCUACCAGGCCAUGGAGACCAACGAGAUCAACCCCUUCAGAGGCUCCCUGGGCUCAGAAGCCACGCCCGACAGCAGCGCCGGCGCCAGCCAGUAAGGAGCCCCGGCUCCCCUAACCCCGCCCCCGUCCCGCCCUGCCAACACCUCUCUCCUCCAUUUUCCACCAACGUCCAAUGAACUGACUUGGUCUAUUCUCUGCCAUUCAGACAUGUAUUCACUAACUCUUAUUUCUUUCUGUGGGACUGAUUCUGUGGGACUCCUGCUUUAGUUGAAUCUUGCCACUUUUCCUCUUUUAGCAAGGUCUAAGUCAUAUCUCCAGCUCUUCUCCUCCUCCUCUGUCCUGUCUUCUUCCUCUCCAUCUCCCCGCUAUCCCUCUGUCCUCCCAGUGUCUGAGUUACAAUCCGCCCCUCACUUGCUCCUCUGUGGGUGGGGGUGCACCUCACCCCCCUCUGCCGCCC
Molecule: messenger RNA, 1855 nt
Organism: Megalops cyprinoides (Indo-Pacific tarpon)
Lineage: Eukaryota; Metazoa; Chordata; Actinopteri; Elopiformes; Megalopidae
Gene: tmpoa
Product: thymopoietin a
Exons: 6
Coding region: 364-1494 (376 amino acids)
Molecular function (GO): DNA binding
Source: RefSeq, a predicted model, not a curated record